AAUUUUAAUGUCUCAUAUAUAAAUGUUGUGUCUCCCAAAAUUCCACAUUUCAUUUUUUCCCUCUAUAUAUCAUAGGUAGUAGUAGCCUAGCCUAUAUCUCUGUUUAUUUAACUCCGCCACCGUCGUCGCAGCCGAUUCACAAACAAUGGCCUCUUUAACCUCCGACCUGUUGAAUUUCAUCGUCUUCCGGUACCUCCAGGAAUCAGGAUUCAUUCAUGCAGCAUUUUCUUUUGGAUACGAGGCAGGGCUCAAUAGGAGCUCAAUAGAUGGUCGUCUGAUUCCCAUCAAUGCACUGAUUAAAAUUGUGCAGAAGGGUCUUCAAUAUCUUGAGUUGGAAACCAACUUGAGCAUUGUAAGUCAAAUAUUUGAAUAUGAUGAUACCGAUAUGGAUGAAGACUUCAGGUUUGUGGAACCUUUUGAUCUCAUAACAAAAAGUGUAUCUGAGUUGCAACAAAUGAUUAAAGAGGAAAAGGAAAAGGUUAGGAAAGAUAAGGCAAAUGCUGACAAUGAGCUCGACCAUGAACGAGAACCUGCAAGAGACAGCGAGAAGGAGAAAAAUGGAAAUGACGGAGAUUUGGAGCCUAUGGAUAUCUGCACAGACUCGACCUCUUUGCCGUGUGAAAUUUCUAGCUGUGAUGUAAGGGCUUUGGAAGGGCAUACUUCUGAGGUUUUUGUCUGUGCUUGGAGUCCGGAAGGGUCACUUCUCGCAUCUGGGUCUGGAGACUCUACUGCUAGAAUUUGGACUAUUGGCGAUGGUUCAGGCAAUCCUACUAUGCAGAGGAUGCCUCCAAAUGUUAUGGUUUUGAAGCAUUUGGACAGUCGAGCAACUGAGGAAAACAACGAUGUUACAACACUUGAUUGGAAUAGGAAGGGUACCCUGCUUGCGACAGGUUCUUACGAUGGCCAAGCCAGAAUCUGGACCCGAUCAGGGUCAUUGUUUCAAACUCUUAACAAACAUGAAGGGACAAUCUUCUCUGUGAAAUGGAACAAGAAAGGUGAUUAUCUCCUUAGCGGUAGUACCGAUAGAACUGCCGUUGUUUGGAAUGUGAAGUCUGGAGAAUUGAAGCAGCAAUUUUGUUUUAAUGCAGGUUUUCUUGAUGCUGAUUGGCUUGACAACAAUUCUUUUGCGAUCGGCUCCACUGAUAACAAGGUUUAUAUUUGUAAAGUUGGGGUGAAUCAACCAGUCAAAAGAUUCUCAGGCCAUAAGAAUGCGAUCAAUGCUAUCAAGUGGGAUCCCUCAGGUUCCUUGCUGGCUUCAUGCUCCGAAGAUACCACAGUUAAGAUAUGGAGCAUGAAAAGGGAUGUCUGCUUGCAUAAUUUCCGAGAACACAGCAAAGAGAUAAAUACCGUUAGAUGGAGUCCAACUGGCGCUGGUACAAGCAAUCCGAAUAAGAAGUUGUUGCUAGCAAGUGCUUCGUUUGACUCUACCGUUAAGCUGUGGGAUAUUGAACGAGGGCGUCUGCUUCACAGCUUGAACGGUCACAGGGAAGUCGUCUACUCCGUUGCAUUCAGUCCAAACGGUGACUACUUGGCGAGUGGGUCACUGGAUAAACGCAUGAAUAUAUGGUCAGUGAAGGAGGCCAAGAUUGUUAAGACUUACCACACUGAUGGCGGAAUUUUCAAUGUCUGUUGGAACAAGGAAGGCAACAAGGUUGCAGCCUGUUUUUCAAACAAGGUUUUUGUGUUCGAUAUUCGCUCGUAGAAGUUGAGGAACCAGUGUCCGGUUACCCAUAUUAGACUCCGACUAAAUCAUUAUGAAUUGAUCUAAACUUGUGUCAUGUUUCUGGUAUUUAAUUAGUUGUACUUUUAAAAUUACAGAUUCAAACCUCUUACUUGUUGCAAUUUAGUGACAUUGCAUACAUAAACUUAUGCUUCGAGUUAAAAGUACUGAGUUCAGAUGAAUUCGAAUGUACUGUUACUAGUAUUUAUUAACUCGUUAUACUUUUAGAACCACGGAUGCAAACAUGUUAUUUGUUUGAAGUUUUAGAGAAACUUCAACUCAUGAACUUAUGCUG
Molecule: messenger RNA, 2015 nt
Organism: Solanum lycopersicum (tomato)
Lineage: Eukaryota; Viridiplantae; Streptophyta; Magnoliopsida; Solanales; Solanaceae
Source: RefSeq, a predicted model, not a curated record